GAACCAAUCAGAAGCGAUCUAAAAUUUUAAAUUAUUUUCGAGGUGGGGAUUUUGUCCCUGCCGCCAUAUUGUGUUGGGCUGUGAGUGCUGGAAGUGAAUAUUUUAAGUAUUUCAGUGUAAAUUCUUUACUAAUAUCAUUCGGAUUGACAAGCCUUAAGGCCAUCGAUAAGCAUGGGUGCUAAGCAGAGCAAGCGCUCGGUCGACAUAAGCGGCAAGGAGGCUGAGAGUGCAGGCGAGGUCGCUGCUGCGGGCGCCGGGGGCGAAGGCCGAGUCGAGCAGCUCGCGGACGCCGAUGCGCUUAAACCACAGCUGAAUGGUGACGCGCACAUACACGAACCAACGGAAAAACAAAAGGACAUCGACAGUGGUACUCCCGAAAAUGAAAAAGAUGCUACUACAGAAAAAGAAGCUAAAUCAAAUGAGGAGGAAAAAGAGGCGGCGCCUCUAACAAACGGAGAGAGUGAACAAAAGCUAGAGAACGGAGAGUCAACUCCUACGCCUGAAGACGGGAAGAAACCCAAGAAGGAAAAGGUCAAGAAGAAAUGGUCGCUCAGAUCAAUCAGUUUCAGCAGAAAAGACAAACCUAAACAAGAAAAGAAGCAAAAAGAAGAAGAACCCAAAACAAAUGGUGAAUCCGAGAAAGUGCCAGAGGAGGCGGCCGAAGUCGCACCCGAGCCAGCUGUUGCUGAAACAGCUGAAGAAGUUAAGACUGAAAGCGAAGUUAAAGAAGAGAAAGCUCCAGAGACACCCGUGACGGAACUGAUCACCAACGGAAGCACCACGCCUGAAUCUCCAAAAGACGAAAUCCCUGUUGAAGUAGAAGACCCAGCUGCUGCUAGCCCUGAGAUUGACAGGCCGGAGCCUCAACCAGAGACGCAACCCGAGCAGUUGCCUGUCAAUGGGCUUUCAUUAGAAGAACCUGCUAAAGAAACCGUCAAAGUUGAAACCAAUGUCGAGAGCAAAGAAGAACCCACCGCUGAUUCGACAGAAAUUGUACCUGAAAUUUCCGUCAAAAAAGAGGUUUGUGUUGAACAAAUGCCUUUGAUAGAUUCCACGCCUCCACCACUUCCCGCGAAUCCCCCUCCUUCUUCUGUGGCAUCCUUUGCUGCCACCACCAUGGCACCAGAAUCAACAGACGCUUCGCUAGCUAACACCGCUGAUAACGCAAUUUCAUCACCAACUUCUGAUCCAAUUACAAAAGAUAAACUAGACGAUCUCUCCCCUUUGCCCGAAAACGAAUUAUCCGUUACCCAAAAGGUUAGUAAUGAGCUUCCUAUUCCCGUUGAAGAAGAUAGCGAGAAAAAAUCGGUUCCUUUAGCUGAAAUCGAAACUGAAAUUGAAACUGAAAACGAAUUACACAAUGCUGUUACGACCGAGGGUACUAUUGAAGUCGUAAAUGUUAAAACUGAAAGCAUAAUGAAUGAAGAGCAAAUUGACAAUAAAACGGAAGUAGAAAAUACCGAUGCUUUACAAACAAUCGAUGCUGUGGUACCUGCACCUCCCUCCGAAGACUUACAGAACGUACCCAUAGAAAAGAAUGAAUUAACGAAUGCUGGUGAAGAUUUACCAUCCCCUCCGUCUCCAAUAUCCGAUGAAAUUGAAACUGAUAAAAUGGUCAACGAUAACGACGAAAGUACCCAAGUUACGAUUCACGAAAUCAAAGAGGUUGAAGUGAUUUCAAAUCACAUUUCGGAUUCCGAUAAAAUAAUUCUUCCCGAAAACCAGGUUGAAAAUGGGGACGAUGAAUUUGACGUUAAAGCUAAAUCUAAAGGCUCUCCGGAUAACUUACUCGAAACAAUAGAGUGUAACGGCAAUUCUGAGGAAGAAAAGCUAACUUCGAAUAAGGAAGUUUUAGAAAUUGUACCAGCGAACGAUCCCAAGGAAAUGAAGACCGUAGAAUGUGUGAGGACGACGACGACACCCGAUGACUCGAUGCCGCCGUCGCUGUCGGAGGCGAACGAGUCGGGUCCGGCGGCGGGCGCCACCGACGAGUCGGAGUCGUUCCCGCUGCCGCCCAGCGAGCUGUGCCGCUCCGAGUCCGUCUCGCCGGAGCACGACGCGCCCGCACAGGAGCCCCUCCCAGUGAGUGACAAAUUGGCAGACUUGAUCCCAGAGGUCCCAGACGUGCCAGAACUCAAAACGGAAAUGGAGACGUCGAGCGACGUGGCGGUGGCCAACUAAAAUCAUCACAGAAGCAACACCCCAUCGUCCGCGACACGUAACUGUGUCUAAAAUGAGCCUUUAAUUUAUUUCGAUUUAGUGGUGUAUUGUCGAACUAAGUUCGUUCAAUAGUUUACAUCGUCAAAAUGUGGUUUUCAGUUCAGAUGUGACGUUUCAUAUAGAAUGAUUAUACUAUAAGUUUAGCGUGCUUUGCUUCUAUAAAAUUAAGAUUUUAUACAUUUUAUUCGCUAGAAUCGAGUUUUUAUAAUUAUAUUACAUUAACAAAGUUAUAUCUAGACAGUAUACGGUGCGAUAAGUUGGUGCCAUUAUUACAGGGGUAUUAGUUUGACGUUGUCACGUGUCGCUCUUAUAUUAGCUCUCCCAUGUCUCUAUUACUUUUAGACACAUUCGGGUAUAACGCGCAGAUUAUUUCGCAACCAUCACUCAAUAUUAUAAACAAGGUUUCAAAAAUAACAAACAAAUAAAGUUACACAAACAGCGUCAUCCUUAAUUCGGCUGGGAAAACAAAAAAAAAUCUUAUGCAUUGUGUACAACCACUGUACUUGUAUCAGAAGAUGUUUGAAACACGGAAUGUUUAUUUUUUCUUAUUAUGUACGAUACGUAGACCCGUCAAUGAUGAUCAGUGUCAUCAGUUUAGUAAAUAAUUUGAAACAUUAUUUUAUUAUGUAUAUAUGAACACCGAUUUCAUUUACUCUUAAAACACAAAUAUUAUGUUAAUUAUCAAAUUGAAGUUUGAAGUAACUUGUAAAUUGUUAAGUAUGAGGGAAUAUUGAAAUCUCAUUAGUUUAUGCUAUAUUCAUUGUGUUUUAAUUCUAGUUUAUAUUAAGUUGUAUAAAUUUAGUCUGUCAGCAGCUCUCUGUAAUGCAAACUGAUAAAAUUUUAUUCAUUUAGUAAAUGACGGAAUGUUGCUCCUAUGUGUAAUGAGAUAUACUAUAAGAAGGCAUUUUUGGUAAAGUAGAGUGUGAUUGUUGAAUCUAAAUUUAAUGGAUGUGGAUGGAUUUAUUGUUUCAAAUUGAUAUUUAGUGGCCAAGUUUGUGAUUACUAUACAAUUUAUGAACUUAUACAGACAUAAUUAUAUUGUACUAUUUAGAAUUGUAGUAUGUGUAACGAGUUAGUAAAGGCGGUAUGGUUAUUAUCAACCGCUAAUAGUAUAUUGGUUUCAACCUCAUUCUUACAAAUACAAUUAAAUGACUUAUAAGGUUUGAUAUUACUAUACAAUAUUAAGGUCAUUUUCUAUUUAACUAUAACUAUGUGUCCAAUAAUCGUAUGGUUUCAAGAUCAUUUUUGUAAUUUUAUACAUUUUUUAUGAAAUUUAAAUGUGACACACUGCACGAUUGGGAGAAGUACUCCAGGUAUAUAAACAGUAAACAUGAGUGAGACAUUCCAUAUCAAGUGCAAACUAGAUUGUCUAAAAUUCUGUAAUAUUGCAUACAAUGUACUCGAAUUACUUCGUAAACUGUCGAGACGAUCUCAUGGUAAGAAAGUGAGUCGUUUUACAUAUA
Molecule: messenger RNA, 3683 nt
Organism: Helicoverpa armigera (cotton bollworm)
Lineage: Eukaryota; Metazoa; Arthropoda; Insecta; Lepidoptera; Noctuidae
Gene: Akap200
Product: A-kinase anchor protein 200
Exons: 7
Coding region: 172-2181 (669 amino acids)
Source: RefSeq, a predicted model, not a curated record